AACCACGAGGAUUUGUUCGUCGUCAUGAAGCUUUCUUCCGUGACGGUCGCACUUGGGCAUGUUCCUAUACAGAUAAUAUUGUACGCGUUCGAACAUGAUCGUUUACAAGUAAGAAGAUGCACAGUACAUCCAGAUGAUAGUACAUGAGAUGGAAAGUUUCGUCGAGCUCGCGAACUUGGAGGAGAGGGUCAUCUUUCAGAAUUACAUCAACAAGUGCAAGUUGUGUUACGGGACGGUGAUGGGCUGCAUAACUUUCACGAUGUGUGCGAUGUUACUCGGACCAUUUGCACUGGAUCAAACUUUUCCGUUAGAAAUAAAGUAUCCAUUCGAUGUAGAGCGGCAACCGCUAAAGACUAUUAUCUACUUGCACCAUGCGCUGCUGAUAUAUCAAAGUUACGUUCAAGUGUGUACCAAUGUCUUCGUGGCUCUGUUACUUUGGUUCCUGGUGGCACGAUUCGAUAUUUUGGCGUGCAAGUUUCGCAAGAUCGCGAAUGCCUCAGAGUUCCUGAUCUGCGUGAAGCAACAUCAACAGUUAUUGCGAUACGCGAGAAAUGUUACUAUUAGUCUACGAUUUGUAACGUUAGCGGCAAUUAUUGCUACUACGAUAGCGGUUAUAUUAGCCAGUUUAACAUUCCUGAGUAAACAACCAAUUACUGUGAAAAUUCAAUUUAUGACUAUGGCUUUUUCCGCCCUGAUGGAAGUUUUUCUCUGUGCGUGGCCAGCCGAUUGUUUAAUACACAUGAGCAGCAACAUCUCCCAGGCUGCUUACGACUCGAUGUGGUUCGACAGAAAGGUCUCUUUGCACAAAGACCUAUUAUAUAUUACGGCACGAAGUCAGCAGCCUGUUAUCCUCAGCAUACCGUGCGUGUUACCGAUUCUGUCCCUCAACUUCUACAGUUCCUUUCUCUCGUCCACUUUCUCAUUUUUGACUGCAUUUCGAGCGGUAUUAGAGGUGGAAGUUGAGAGCUGAUCUUCUUGCGAACAUCGCGUCGUGUCGCAUUGCAUUUUCGCAAUGUAGUGAUGAUUUCAGGAUAAACCAGCACUGCGGAA
Molecule: messenger RNA, 1050 nt
Organism: Odontomachus brunneus
Lineage: Eukaryota; Metazoa; Arthropoda; Insecta; Hymenoptera; Formicidae
Product: odorant receptor 4-like
Exons: 6
Coding region: 134-970 (278 amino acids)
Biological process (GO): sensory perception of smell; detection of chemical stimulus involved in sensory perception of smell
Cellular component (GO): plasma membrane
Molecular function (GO): olfactory receptor activity; odorant binding
Source: RefSeq, a predicted model, not a curated record